GAAGACUUAGACAUCUCUUAUAAACAAACCACGAAAUUGCUAAACAAUGCGGUAUUUCGAAACUCCAAAGCACAAAGGAAUUGAUCUAUUGAGACAGCACGAUGAAACGGAGUAAGAAUGCAUGUGAUCGAGAAAAUCAUUCCGUAAACAUAAGAAGGUAGCAAGGACUUUCAGGCAACUGUGCAGAAUCCUGUUACCUUUAUGUCGUAUUCCCAAUUGAGAAAUCGGCAGACCGGACAAACAAAAGAUGAAAGCCCGUUCGGACCGCCCAACUCCAUUGACCCAACACCAGCGUGCCAUCCUUGCCAGCUCACUCCAUUGCCUUAUUGGUUGGCUGAAGGCAUGAUUUCAAAUUGCGUAUCUGAUGGAGCCAUCUUUGAACCGUAGGCUUAAGCUUCUCCGUCGGAGGCGGGAUCUAGGGACUCUGCAGCCACCGCAUCUUUAGUAUAUAACAAGACACGCGUCGCUGUCGGAAAAAAUGGGCAAGCAGCACUCUCUGACUUUUGUUCAAUCUUCAUCAUGACUACUACUUCCGGAAACACUUCGUCCAUCACUCUUGAAAAAGAGGUACUUCAAAAUGAUGGCGCGAAGGUGAGAGGAGCCACCGGUGGAGGUCAAUUGACAUCGCCGCUGUUCAACGGAGAGCCUGAGGUUCCACCUCUUCCUGUCAAUCCAGAUAUUGAAGUCUCAGAAUAUAUUACCGGGAUUCGCUUACAUCUCGUUCUCGUUGGAGUUACUGCUGUUAUGUUUCUCGUCAUGCUCGACAUGACAAUCGUUGUAACGGCAAUUCCUAGCAUUUCGAAUGACUUCGACUCUAUCAAAGACAUUGGCUGGUAUGGGACGGCGUACUUACUCUGCUCUGCUGCUUUGCAGCCCCUCACUGGAAAACUGUACCAGUACCACACUUCAAAGAAACUCUUCCUUGGUGGUGUUUUGAUUUUCGAAAUCGGCUCAUUGAUCUGCGCUCUAGCAAAGAAUUCAAAUACGUUCAUCGUUGGGAGAGCAAUCUCCGGGAUUGGUUCAUCAGGACUGUCGGUUGGGAUGCUUACCAUUCUUGCAUCCUCGGCUCCUCUGGCCAAGAGGCCUCUUUACUUGGGCUUCAUGAUGGGCGUGGGUUCACUCGGACUGGUCCUUGGUCCAGUCAUCGGAGGCAUCUUAUCUCAACAUGCAUCAUGGCGCUGGUGUUUCUGGAUCAAUUUGCCUAUUGGCGGCAUAACGGCUGCUCUACUUACCUUCAUCCACAUACCAAAUGCGAAAUUGGUCAUCGCCGAUAAGCCAACACCAUUACAAACCUUCGACCGCCUCGACUUACCUGGUUUCACGCUCUUUGCGCCAGGAUGCGUGAUGCUCCUCCUAGCUGUUCAAUGGGGAGGCGUCACAUAUGCCUGGAGCUCUGCGAAAGUCAUCGGAAUGCUGGGUGGAUCUGUUGUGCUUAUCAUCAUAUUCUUUAUCUGGGAAGGACGUCGUGGUGAUACCGCUAUGAUUCCAUAUUUCCUGCUCAAGAAUAGGGUCGUCAUCUGCGCGUGUGUCACCAUGACUUUAUCACAAGGCUCGCUCAUGGUAGUUACUUACUACAUUCCGCUCUGGUUCCAAGUAGUGAAAAAUACAAGCCCGACAAUGGGUGGAGUCUAUUACUUGCCUUCUGUGGGCUCCCAAAUCAUUGGCUCCAUCAUGACCGGCGCUUUGACUUCAAAGCUUGGUGUCUACACCCCCUUUGCAAUUGCUGGGACAGCUCUGACGUCGAUCUCCUUCGGCCUCUUCAGCACAUUGACACCAACGUCGAACGCCGGAAUGUGGGUUGGCUACCAAAUCAUCUCAGGCUUCUCUCGCGGUCUCACCAUGCAGCAGCCUCUCACGGCAAUCCAAGCCGUGAUCCCGAAAUCCAGACUCGCAGUCGCCAACUCAUUCCUGAUGUUUUGUCAACUUCUCGGAGGUGCUCUCUUCGUGUCUUUCGGACAGACAAUCUUCUCCAAUUCAUUAAAACCUGCUUUGAAGCAUUACGCUCCAGAUGUCGACCCCGAGACCGUGUAUGCCGUCGGAGCUUCGGCGUUCAGGACAGUAAUCACAAAGGAGCAGGUGAGGGGUGUUGUACUGGCGUAUAAUGACGCAUUUAAUAAGGUAUUUUAUCUUGGUGCUGGAGCUACGGUCAUUGCGUUUGGCUCGAGCUUCGGUCUUGGUUGGACUAAUCUGAAAACGAAGAAGGCGCAGGAGGAUGUUGAGAGUGUGAAGCUUCAACAUGUGAAGCCUAAGUUAGUUGCCGGCGGGUAA
Messenger RNA from Cadophora gregata, 2268 nucleotides. RefSeq lists its product as uncharacterized. Gene Ontology annotation, biological process: transmembrane transport. The record is from RefSeq and is a predicted model, not a curated record. The transcript is spliced from 7 exons. Lineage: Eukaryota; Fungi; Ascomycota; Leotiomycetes; Helotiales; Ploettnerulaceae. Gene Ontology annotation, molecular function: transmembrane transporter activity. The coding region runs from base 520 to 2268 and encodes 582 amino acids.